Messenger RNA from Coccomyxa subellipsoidea C-169, 1523 nucleotides. RefSeq lists its product as hypothetical. Gene Ontology annotation, cellular component: endomembrane system. The transcript has 7 exons. The record is from RefSeq and is a predicted model, not a curated record. NCBI's taxonomy places the organism in Eukaryota, Viridiplantae, Chlorophyta, Trebouxiophyceae, Coccomyxaceae. The coding region runs from base 165 to 1289 and encodes 374 amino acids.
GCAAGAGUGUGAACCUUGUUGUAAAGCAUUCCUUGAUUAAUUGUCCAGCAGCUGCUAAGAGGAGGACACCAUCGAGGGAAAACUUGUCUUUGUGGAUGUUAGGGCAAAGGAUCACAGGACGUGCAUAAGCGCGCUCCACUGGCGCGAAGACCCGUAAGAUCGCUAUGAAAGUCCGAUUUCUUCUAGCCUUACUCGCCAUUGCGCUCACUCCUCAGGUUUUCGGGCACGCCCAAGUAUACUUCACAGGACAGAAGUUCAUCAGCAGGGUCAAUGACCCAACGGAAUUGUCACAGGACGGUUUGACAGGGAUAUUUUCAACUUGGUUGAACAUUUAUCAAAAUGAGUAUGUGGGGUCUUCAGUUUCGCAGCAGAUGGAGCGGGUGAUGCUCCCGACUAUCUUCUCGCGCCCAGAGGCACUGUUUUCUCUGCAAGCACUGGUAGCUCCAGGUGAUGAAUCCGGUCAGUACUUUCUGCCCGAGGAGGGAGCACAUUCGGCUUAUCUCAAAGCAGACAACACUGCAGCAUCUGCAAAGGUUCUACAGGCGCUGAGCUCAGUUGCAUACGGGGGCGUCAGCACUGGAGCUGUCGAGCAUCAUGAGUUUGGCAAAGCGUCAGGCUGCACUGACGCCUGUAUGGAGGAUCUCUUUAAGGAAGCUCUUUCAAGGAUGGGAGGAAAUUACACAGCUGGUUCCGCUGCUUUGAGGGGUGUUGCUUACAUCCCGGAAGCCUCACACCAGGGCACGGUAGAGCUUGGCCUCAAUGAGAAUGCUGGCCGGGUAUGGGCAGUGGAGAUGGCGAUUCUUCACCAGGCCGCACAAAACCUGGCCCAGACGAGGCAGCAACAAGCAGGCUCGGCGCGUUCUGUGCCUGUGCUCUAUGAAGCUACUGUUCUCAGCCCAAAGCUGCUCAGCGAGAACUUCGGGGCUGCAAGUCCAAAGACCCAGGCCGCGAUGAGUGCCCUCAAAUCUGUUGUUGACAGUGUCCGCACAGCGUUGGGAGAUAUUCACGGAGACAGGAUGGUGUCCCAUUUGGCUGUUCUGGACGAUGCUCCAAUCCGCAAGAAUGACGCACGAGCCACUCUGCAGUGGCAUGAACAGCAACAACGAAGGCACCUCCUGAUGUCUGAGUCAGCUGAGAAGACGGACUCUGCCACCAGCUGGUUUGUCCAGGCAGCUGCCUACAUUUCUGCAAUUCUUUUCUUGGUAUUUGCGAUUGCCAGCUGCCAAGUCUUGGCGAAGAUGAAAUUCAAGCAGGACUCGCUUCUGUAUGGCCGCACCAAAGCUGAGUGAUGGUCACAGUGCAAAGAGUCUGUGAUUGCUGUGAUCUUACAGCUUCAGCAACAGAACAAGAAUGCAGUCGUCUGACAUGAAGCAUACUUCUGAUCAGCAGCUUGGACAUUUCUGCUUGGCUCAAGCAUACCUGAUGAACAUAUUCUAUUGGGCACGGGCUAAUAACCUUUCGAGCACGGGUCGGCUAUAGCAUGCAAUGAUCCUCUAAUUUUGAAUGUAAAGUGUACUUUUGUG